AUGAUGUCUGAACGAGCUAAGCUUCACACAGCCUUAACUUUUUUACAAUUCUGUCAUGCAGGAAAUCAUAUAUUUCUCAUAAUUGCACUCAAUACAGGAGUCAGCAAGCUUGUUUUUCCUGUCUAUAGAAACAUCACUGCUUUCAUUCUUCUAGCUCCGCUCGCAUAUUUCACUGAAAAGAAAGAUAGGCCACCAAUAACCAGUUAUUGUUUGUUACAUUUUUUCCUACUUGGACUUGUAGGAAUAACUAUGAAAGAAGGAUUUUACCUUGUGGGUUUGGACAAUACAUCGCCAACAUUUGCUUCUGCUAUGCAGAAUUCUGUUCCUGCUCUUACAUUUCUGAUGGUUUUGAUACUAAGAUACGAGAGGUUGCGCUUAAAUAGGAUAAAUGGUAUUGCUAAGAUUCUUGGAGUAGUUGCUUCUGUUGGAGGAGCUUCAAUCGUUACCCUUUACAAAGGACCAACAAUUUAUGCUCCAGAAUCAUGUUUAGCAGUACAUCAGAGACGGUUCUUGUUUCUAUUUGAGAAAGCUAAUGGGAAAAUUUUGGGCUUGGGUGGCAUUUUUCUCUUUGGUCAUUGUUUGAGUUGGUCUGGUUGGAUUGUGAUGCAAGCAUUUGUUCUGAAAAAUUAUUCAGCACAACUCACUGUUUCUGUGCACAACUCUUAG
Messenger RNA from Lathyrus sativus (Indian pea), 666 nucleotides. The record is from the annotation of a GenBank genome assembly. NCBI's taxonomy places the organism in Eukaryota, Viridiplantae, Streptophyta, Magnoliopsida, Fabales, Fabaceae.